AUGGCACACCUUGCUGCUCACAUUGAGCAACCCGAGGCGCGCCGUACUGCCUUCACCUCAUCCCAGCCCCCUCAUCCCUACAUGAUAGAUGGUAACGGCCGUACGGCUUCCGCCUCGCGCGCAUCACAUCAGCAGCAGUAUUCAUUCCCACAAAUGUCCGACCCAGGUACGCUCGUUCUCAGCACCAGCACCAACACCGGCGGCCAACCUCGUAACAACAACGGGUCCUUGCUCAACUCUACCUCCACGCUCGAGGCUGAUACCGACGCUCAGCAACUCACCACCGAGCCUGAAGAGGAAGACGAUGCAUCGACAGCGAGCGGCAAACGUCAUGGUGCGCUCCUCGUCGAGGAGGCCAAUGAGUGGAUGCUGCAGCACUCCUUCUUCCACUGGGGCCUGAAACGCCACAUCACCCACGGCAACCCCAAAUCCAGGGACGAGAGAGAUCUUCCAGAUUGGCGGAUGCGCGAACGUCUACGAACCGUCACGGCUGCUCUCGUCAUGUGCCUCAACAUUGGUGUCGAUCCUCCUGAUGUGUCCAAAACCAAUCCCUGCUCCAAGCUUAUCUGCUGGAUGGACCCCAGCUCACUCGAAGUAUCCAAAGCACUGCCCGCCAUCGGUCGCAAUCUGCAAGCCCAGUUCGAGACGCUCAGCACCAAGACUCGUUACAAGCAGUACCUCGAUCCUAUUGUUGAAGAAACACGUCGCUUCUGCACAACAUUGCGAAGGGCAGCCAAGGACGAGCGCGUGCUCUUCUAUUACAAUGGAUAUGGUGUGCCCAAGCCAACACCGGGCGGCGAAAUUUGGGUGUUCAACAAGGCCUAUACGCAAUACAUCCCCGUUACCCUUUACGACCUGCUCACGUGGCUGGGGAGUCCUUGCAUCUUUGUAUGGGACGCCAGCUCGGCCGGCAACGUCGUACUCAACUUCAAGCGUCUACAAGAGCGAAAGGCGGAAGAGGAGGCAACUCGGUCCAAUCGAGACAGGGAAGGUCAUAACCGCUCCGGCGAUCGUGACCGUUCCAAACCACAUGCUGACGCAUCCUCUUCGACAGGAAAGUCCAGUGCACAGUCUUCGUCGACGGAAGAGCCACAUUUCCCUUUGCGCGAGUCUAUCCACCUCGCUGCUUGCGGUCCAGAUGAGGUGCUUCCCAUGAAUCCAGAUCUUCCCGCCGAUCUCUUCACUUGCUGUCUCACUUCACCCAUCGAAAUCUCUCUGCGCUGGUUUGUGCUCCAAAAUCCUCUCCCGUCCAAGCUCAAUGUCGACAUGGUCAUGAACAUUCCCGGUCGCCUUCAAGAUAGAAGAACUCCUCUCGGCGAACUUAACUGGAUCUUCACCGCCAUCACCGACACCAUCGCAUGGACCGUCCUACCACGCACCAUUUUCCGCCGUCUUUUCCGAGACGACCUCAUGGUAGCAGCGCUUCUCCGCAACUUCUUACUUGCCGAACGUAUCAUGCGCUUCUAUCACUGCACGCCUAUGAGCCAUCCUAAGCUUCCGCCGACUCAUAAUCAUCCACUUUGGGACAGCUGGGAUCUCGCCGUUGACCAGUGCCUGGCACAAUUGCCCACGUUGCUUGCAAAGGAGCGAGCACAGGCUGAAGCUGCUGACGGCGGACCACCUGUUCCCCCCCACCUUGCGUCGUUUGAGUAUCGUCACAGCACCUUUUUCAGCGAGCAGCUGAAAGCUUUCGAGGUCUGGCUGCAGCAGGGCGGCGUUAGUCGAAAAGGAAGGAGGCGUCGUGUAAACGCUGCGAUCACUCCGCAUGGCAACCCUUUUGCAGGCUUGUCAUCCGCAGCGACCGGCGCCGAUCCAGAAGCAUUCGACGAUGACGGUGAUGCAAGCCCAGUUCGCGAACCGCCUGAUCAGCUGCCGAUCGUACUGCAAGUGCUGCUGUCCCAGGCACAUCGCCUACGUGCUCUCAUCCUGCUCAGCCAAUUUCUCGACCUCGGGCCGUGGGCAGUCAACAUGGCGCUCAGCAUCGGUAUCUUCCCCUACGUACUCAAGCUUUUGCAAAGUCCGGCUGCUGAUUUAAAGCCUGUUUUGAUCUACAUUUGGGCUCGAAUUCUGGCGGUGGACCGGAGCUGCCAGAAUGAUUUAUUGCGAGACAAUGGCUUCAUCUACUUUGCAGGUGUUCUAAGUCCAUUCCAGAACAGCAAUGCGGGUCAGAACGCUGGUGCCAACGGACCCUCGAUCCCUAUCCCCAACGUCUCGGAGCACCAAGCCAUGUGUGCAUUCAUUCUUGCCGUCUUCUGUCAAGACUUCCCCGCCGGGCAGGCUGCGUGUCUCGAGACAGACGUCAUGCACUCAUGCCUUGAGCAUCUCGAGGACGACGACUUUUUGUUGCGGCAGUGGAGUGCACUUUGCCUGGCCCAGCUUUGGGAUGACAACGAAGCGGGCAAGGCACGCGCCAUCUCGCUAGACGCGCACGGAAAACUCUGCUGUAUGCUUGGCGAUGUUUCGCCCGAGGUGCGGGCUGCCGUUCUCCAUGCUCUCGGCACUCUGCUCGGUGCCAGUGGAUCUAGCCAAGACCAAGUCGACGUUGUCUCGUAUGUCACGGGCGAGCCAGUGCCUGUCUCCAAUGCUAACCGGCCCGCUUCGGCGAGACGCUUCUGCCCUGGCACUGGCGCUGUUACAGGUCUGCCGCCAGCUAAACAGCGAGGUCUCGAAAUCGGCAUUGCCAUUGCUUUGCUUACGACCAAAGGAGACUGUAGCCCGCUGGUUCGAAAGGAACUGGUUAUCGCACUCAGCCCUGUGGUGGCUGAAUACAAGGGAUUUUUUGUCCUCGCGGCGUACCUGUACUACUCGAGAGAGGGCAGCUUGCAGAAUCCACCUUCACAACAGGAUCGGACGUCAGCGGCAGGCCGCGCUAAGACAGCACAAUCGUCUGGCGACAGUGAUCGACGCGGGUCAUUGGCAUCGUUGGGUCAAGACAACUCCAAAAAGAGCGUCUCAGGACCGACGACAGCUACACUUGCCGCUGAGGAGGCCUUGCUCGCGCGUCUCGCAUCCAAACUUCUGAUCGAGGAAGAAAUUGAGGAGGAAGACAUUGCCAACAUUCCAGCCUUUAUGACCAUCUUCGUCGCGCUGCUUGAUCUCAGCGUUGACUCGAAUCCGGAGGUGGCGAAUCUGGCAUGCACGGUGGUCGAUUUUGUGAUCGCUCUUUUGCUCGAAAGCGAUGUGUCGAAUGCCGGCGAGAGCGUCCUACGAGGUCUUGGCGCUCAAGGAACUCUUUCGCGCUUCACUACGCCCACCAGCACUGACGCUGCAUUAGAGGGAUAUUUUCCACUGACACCCCGCUCUACUGGAACGACACCAGGGUCGACCGACGAGAUGUCAACGUCACAGAUUGCAGCCAUGAAUGGAGCACAUGUACCCCCCUCUGGCUUUGGCACGGGUGGUUCUGGGCCUGCCCGUCCGGGCCAUUUGGUGCGUGCACAGUCUCAAGCAGCACCCAAGCGUACUUCGACGCUUGCACAAGCGGUCAAGACGCUAGCUACCUUGGGUUAUUCGCGACCAGUGUCACCGGUCGGGUCGGAUCACGACACCUUGGGCCGACCCUUGUACGGCGAAGCAGGGCCAUCAGGCAUUCCGCCCCCUGGUCCAGCUGUGCUCGCACCGCGUCGCAGUCCAGGCACCAAGGCAACCGCGGCCCAGUACAGCUCUCCCUAUCUUCCAAAGAGUGGUGCAGGUGGUCCGACAACUCCUUCACACGAAGCGCCGUCCACGCUAUCGAUGCCCUCGUCGCCGCUCAACCCGGCCGCCAAGCUUGGCAACCGCUCGCAGAGUGCAGAAAGUCUGUCUAUUAUCAACGGAAGCGCGGAUCGCAGAAAGCUGUCGGCAAGCAGCAGUGGCUUGAUUCAAGCUCAGCAGCGCCCCAACGGCAACGGCCAUGGGAACGGCAGCUUGCUGGACAACAGCACUGAACAGGCCAGCAGUGGUAUGUACGACCAACAACGCUUCUAUGGCGAUGAGCUGGAUAAGGAUCCACAUGUAGCUGUUGAUGACCAUGUCAAGGUGGGAGACACACUCGCUGGACUCAUCGCAAUGGACAUGUUCCGCUUCCGCUCGCGCUUUACGGGCAGCGCCGACGGCUCGACGCAAAACACGCCGGCUUCCUCUCCUGCCGUGAGCCGUGCAAAUCGGUGGGGCUUUAUGCCCACUCCGGGCAGCAGCGGAGUCAGCACGCCGUCGGGUUCGGUGGGAUCUGGUGGCGCUAGCAACGAACUUCGCGAGACACUGCCGCUCAAGAGCCGUCUAUUUGCAUGGUGUAGCGAAUACUACAUCGAGCCGCAGAUGAAGCAGGCAGAAAGCGAGGAGCCAGGCAGCAUCAAGUACAAUGUGCAGCACUGGAAAAAACAACGCAACAGCCGCCUCACUGAGCAUUCUCUGGAGAUUGCCGACGUCGCUGCUCAGUCUGCCUGGUCAGAGCAUGGUGGCUAUAUCCGCAAUGGCGCCGUCCCAUACUUGAUGCUUUUCCAUCAAUAUGAGAACCACCUCGUCACGGCUAGCGAUCAGGAUACGGUCGCUGUGUGGGACUGGGAAGAGAAGCGUCUGCUCAGUCGAUUUGCCAACGGCAAUCCGAGCAGAACCAACAUUACAUCGACGCUAUUCAUCAACGAAGACAGCGACGCGAUGCUGCUAGUCGGCUCGGCGGAGGGCAAUGUGCGAAUCUACAGGCACUACGAUUCUCCUGCGCAUACGGCAGGCUUCCGAGGUCCCAAGCUCGCAUCGAGUUUCCAGGCUCUUCCGGAUUUAGUGAGGAGCAAGCGACCCAGCGGUCUAGUUGUCGACUGGUUGCAAGGAUCUGGCCACUUGCUCGCAGGUGGAGAUAGUCGGGUGAUUCGAGUAUGGGAUGCGCAUCGCGAGCUUUGUGUGGUCGACAUUCCCACUCGAGCUUCGAGCUGUGUGACGUCGAUCUCUUCCGAAUCCGACUUUGGCCAUCUUUUUGUGGCUGGAUUUGGAGAUGGCACGGUCGGUGUAUAUGACAGACGCAAUCCGCCUGAAGCGAGCCUGGUGCGCUUGUGGGAGGAGCACCAGACGUGGGUGCAGAACGUGCAUCUGCAGAAGCGUGGCUCGCGAGAGCUAGUGACUGCCAGCGUCGACGGUCAAGUGCGGCUGUGGGAUAUGCGUGUACGAUCGUCGAUCGCAAAGUUGAGCCUGGGCGGUAAGUUGGGCGGAAAGCUGUCGUGUAUAGCGGUGCACGAGCAAAUCCCGUUGUUUGCGGCGAGCUCGGCACCCAAGCCAUUGCGACCGACAGCUUCGGCUCAGACGGUGCUGCUGACACACCUCGAAACGCUGUCGACGCUAGGCAAGCCGAUCGUUCGUAGUUUUGCACCGAUGGGAUCCACGCAACAUCUUGGCAACAGCACGCUGCUGUACCCGCCCGAAGCGGUGAAUUCUGGCGUACAUCAUCACCAUUAUCUGCACCACCUGCAUCAUCCUGGCGAGACACAUCAUGGCGGAAUGGGUGGAAGCGGGUUCUUGUCGAUGCAGCACUCGGCAUUCUCGGCUGGCAACGGCGGGGCUGGAAGCGGUCUUGUCGCAGGAAUUAGCGGGACCAGCAGUGGAAUGCAUCAUGGUCCCCAUCUGAACCCAGCCAACCCUUUGCACGCGCUCAUGCCGCCCGCCACCGAAAUUGCCCCGUCAGGCUUUACACCUGCGAUGGGAAGUAUGGCCUUCCAUCCGCACCUGCCAAUAUUGGCGUUUGGUGGUCCGGAUACGCUGAUCGAACUCAGGGAGUGGCCUGAUUCCAGUUGA
Molecule: messenger RNA, 5760 nt
Organism: Mycosarcoma maydis (corn smut)
Lineage: Eukaryota; Fungi; Basidiomycota; Ustilaginomycetes; Ustilaginales
Product: ubiquitin-binding TORC1 subunit KOG1
Exons: 1
Coding region: 1-5760 (1919 amino acids)
Biological process (GO): regulation of autophagy; positive regulation of cell growth; positive regulation of protein serine/threonine kinase activity
Cellular component (GO): cytoplasm; TORC1 complex
Molecular function (GO): protein binding; protein-macromolecule adaptor activity
Source: RefSeq, a predicted model, not a curated record